AGUAAUUUAUUAGAUCAAUUAAAUCUAAGCAUCAAUAAAUGAAGAUGAUCAAAUAGUUAAUACAAUGCUAAUAAUAAUGAAGACGAUCAAAAAAAAAAUACUACCGUUUAGUUUUUUGUUUUAAAUUAAUUAGCAUUAUUUUUACUACACAUUAUUGAUAUAAAGCAGCUUCACCAUGAUUUCUUUGGGGUUAAACUUUGAUUAAUUUUAUAAAACAAGCAAAAAUUAAAAUAAAAUUAGUAUCUACACAAUUAUCUCGCAUGGCACCUAUGGCACUCAUUCUCGAAUGCCUGUACCUGCCUAAUUAUUUCUCCAUUAUUACUGAAGAUUGCCAUUUAUGGUUCCUGACCAGGAAGCUUCCUCAUGUAUUGCAGUAUAAUGCAAUACUUACACGUUGCUAUGUAUGCUUUUGUGGUUCCAUGGUAGUCUUUCAUGACCUCUCAGCCAAAUGGAGCAGUGUAGCAGCCCCAUUGUCUUGCUUCUGCUUAUUGAACUUCUUCUACAACUACUUAUUCAAACUAGUAAUUCUCAGCUUCUCCCCAUAGUCGAUGAUGUACUUGGAUGCCAUGGCACACAAGUGUACAUCAUUGAUGUCCAGAGACAUGAGCAGCAUAGUCUCCUCAACGACGGUGACCUUGAGAGCUUUCACCGUUCCUUCCUAACAAACUUCACCCUCGGUUCUGGCGAGCCAUGGCUGGUACUGUACUCUUACCAUCAUGUUUUCAGCGUCUUUGCCGCCCGCCUCACUCCGGGAGAGUUGGAGGUCGUCAAGUCUAAACCCGACUUUCUCUAUGCGCAAUGCGACCGCCGCUAUCAUCUUGCGACAACAGGGCUUUCGCUCGGUGACCGAACUGCACCGUCUCCGACCGGAUCUCUUCCAGACCGCCGGCUUUUCUUCCUUCUCCGAGCUCGAAGCCAACCCGACCUCGCUGACUUUCCACCCCAUCCACAAGCCAGAGCCGUCGACUGAACUCCUUCACCAACCGAAGCCUGCCGAGUCCGGCUUCCAGGAAUCCUUCGUCGCCGCCGAUCCCAGCGUCUUCCACGGAAUCCCGCCGCCGGCCUGAAUCCCCGCCGACGAAGCCGCAGCACACUGCCGCCGUGCGUGACCUAGCCCAACUCCUGGCUUUCCUUCCCGAUCUC
This is a messenger RNA of Dendrobium catenatum, 1143 nucleotides long. RefSeq names its product subtilisin-like protease SBT3.1. The transcript has 2 exons. Bases 449 to 970 code for a protein of 173 amino acids. NCBI's taxonomy places the organism in Eukaryota, Viridiplantae, Streptophyta, Magnoliopsida, Asparagales, Orchidaceae. The record is from RefSeq and is a predicted model, not a curated record.